UGUAGGGCUGGUCAAUCACCAAUUCAUCAAUCGUAACUCGGCGUAUCUCCGCGUUGCACUUACUCGAGAGCGGAAGGAAGGAACGAUGGGGGGUCCUGGUGUGGGCGAUGAGCACUUCAUGCACUCGUCUCCCACUCUGAAUAUUUUCCGAAUCGACGGGCCUGGUCCAGGUGCUUGAUCGCUUCGUGGCAGACGAGGGCAAGCGGAGCCGGCGUGGCAUCAUGGCAUCGUAUCGCCGACGUCGAUCACCAACCCACAUACCCUGCCCUCUGCCAACCAGGCCCGACGUCCCCAAGUAUAUUCCUACACCCACCCCACUCCAUCCCGAUCCCCUCCAACUCCGCCUCACUUUUCCUUCCCUCCUUCCCAUCUCCUCCUUCAUCGCUCUCCCUCCCCUCCCUCCCCGCGAAUUACCAUCACCUCCCCCUCCACACCUCCCCGCCCAACCACCUGCAUGCCCGUCCAAGCGUCGCGGCAGCAGACCCGCUGUGCCGCAUCAUGGCCGAGACACUAGACGCCUUUACCUUUCUCCUCGAUACCCUCCCCAGCUUGCUAGAGCAGUUGGACGCAAUCGUCAAGAGUUCGGAAGAAAGACAGAGUGCGGAAUUGUGCCGGCAACACCACAUCCCCCGACCUCCAUCUGCUUCCUCUUCGCAGCGAUCAAGGGGCUCAGAGGAUGAACCGCGAUUACGACAACGGCCCAGAAGCCCGAACAAUGCGGCGACCGCCUCGUCUCCCUCGUCCUCCACAUCCCCUCACAACCUGACGUCGCCUGCCCGCGCACAACGUCACACCCGUCCUCCCGCACUCCACCACCAGCAACUGCCUCCUCUCACCUCAUCCCACCCCGAUGACCCCCCGCGCACACCCCAGUGCAAACGCAAGACCCGAUCAGCAUGCUCCGCCCGGCCCAGCGCUGGUCCGCUAAAAUACCGCUCAAGAACGAUGGUCACGGUCUUCUACGAUGGAGACAUUCAACAACGCUUCGAGGCGGCGGUACGCACCAUCGCUCACUGCCGCAACGCCAUGAGAAAGGGCAAGAUGAGCGCAAAGGUCGACUUCCUCGCCCGCUGCAGUUCCAGCAGUGGUGACGAGGAGAGUGCAGAUGACGAAGCAAUGCCUGGCCUCAUCAUUAAACCGAAGCGUACUUCCUCUCCACCACAUCCACUUCGAUCACCUCGCGUGCUGCCGAGAAAUGAAGACACCAUGGCGUUUGAUCAAGCAGAUGCUUUUCUCGAUCAAGCCCAGGCGUUGUGCGAGAGGGCUGCGCAUCAGGUCCUCCGCAACGGCGACUGCACCCUCGAACUCACUCGCGUGAAAGAGAAGAUAGCGCAGGCGCGGGAAGUGGGCCAAGCAGCGUUGCCGAUGCUACAAAGGCGUGCCGUCAAGGCAGCGCAACGACAAGGAAGAGAGGCGGCCCGAACCACGCCGCCGGCAACGGAGGCAGUGAUACCCACGCCCCAUCGCCGCGUUGGCUCGCCGGAGAGUGUCUUGCUUGAAGUCGACUCGUUGGAAGUCGACGAUCCGGAGGCGGAUGAUGGCGAUUCUGCCAUUCCGGAGAUGAUGAUCCCGAGCAGCAAAUAUCCUCCGCGACAACAUCCCGCUCUGCUCAGGCAACGAAUGUCGGUGUCAUGACACUGCCCUGGUGAAGCUCAACUGCUGAAGGAUCUUCUUUUGUUUUGUGCUCUUUCUAGAGACUGGAGAGAUUGUUUUUGCGUUCUAGCGACUGGCGAACAAUGUGAAAGCGAGGCGUUACGGAUGGGUACAGUCAACCACGGGAGCAUGUGCAUGCCCGUGUCGUCUUUCGCUUUGUGCAUUAUUAUACUACCUCAUUCGCUGCAGCUGUCUUAUAUCGUACAGGAGACAAAACAAGGCCGGAGAAGGCGUUGCUGACGGG
This is a messenger RNA of Neohortaea acidophila, 1897 nucleotides long. RefSeq lists its product as uncharacterized. The transcript has a single exon. Bases 499 to 1635 code for a protein of 378 amino acids. The record is from RefSeq and is a predicted model, not a curated record. Lineage: Eukaryota; Fungi; Ascomycota; Dothideomycetes; Mycosphaerellales; Teratosphaeriaceae.